Messenger RNA from Pochonia chlamydosporia 170, 1257 nucleotides. Its product is annotated as mitochondrial-processing peptidase subunit alpha protein. Lineage: Eukaryota; Fungi; Ascomycota; Sordariomycetes; Hypocreales; Clavicipitaceae. The transcript is spliced from 4 exons. The coding region runs from base 1 to 1257 and encodes 418 amino acids. The record is from RefSeq and is a predicted model, not a curated record.
AUGACUGUCAAUCCGGUGCUAAAGCGAAUCUUGAUAGGUACUGGACUCGUCCUCACAUUGCUCUUCUUCCUCAAAGAGCCGUUGCGGCGACUACCAUAUCAGUAUGCACACCGGCAAGUCAACAAAACCGUUACGCACCAAAUUGAAGAUGGCAUAAAGACCCCUGAGAAUAUGUUGUCGGAGGUAAGGCAAUGGCAAGAGGAGACUAAGGUGAAGAAAAUAGUCGGUCUGGUCUUCUACGGGAGACGCCAACAAGCCUCUAUUUUGGACUGUUACCUCAAACGCAACCUUGCAAAGAAUGGGGGAGUUCUUGAUGAGGUUAUUUGGCUGCAACGGACAAAAGACAAUGCCGACUUGGCUUUUCUGGACAAGCUUAUGAGUUCCGAAACAAGCUACUCGAGGGUUGAUGUAGAACGCAUAGAAGGGGGAUUUGCGAGCGCAUACGACGUAAUCGACGACGACAUCUUGUAUGUAAAGGUGGACACGGACAUUGUUUAUAUUGAAGAUACUACAAUAUUGUCCAUGGUUCAUACCCGCGCUGUUCGACCGGAAUACUACGUUGUUGGUGCCAACGUUAUCAACCAACCUCUAAGUAGUUGGCUACACUGGGGCCUGGGAGCUGUACGGCCAUAUUUACCAGAGAACAAAACAUACGGGGCUAAGCACGAGCAAAGCCAAGGGUCUGUCGACUGGCGUGCUUCGGUCCUACCACAAUGGAGCGCACCAAAGGAUUUCGAUAUCGCAGGAUGGUCUCCACCAGAGGGUCGAAAGCAUCGAUGGCUUCCUGUUCCCAAUCGCGUCAAUGACCACAUUCUUGACGGGACACCUAUUCUUACGACAACGUACGACGCCCAUACGAGCUCGGGGUGGUGGAACUGGAUAGUCGGCGCGCAGCAGCACUACAGCUUUUUUGAGAACUUGGAAAAGGAUGAACUAUGGCGGUAUCGGUUUCAUACCUGGGACUACCGGGACCUGCGAAUGGGGAUACAAUUGAUCGCAAUCACUGGUAGAGAUAUCAAUAUUGCCAAGCCAAUUGCCCAAGAUGACGAGGACUAUUUCUGUGUCCAAAUGCCGAGGAAAUUGGGACGAACUGCGGUUGCUGCUGGGGGAGGUGUUGCAUCUCAUUUCAGCUUUAGUGCCCAAAAAGAUGGUAUGGACACGACGGAUAUAUUGGACAGGUAUCGAUCAUAUGCGCAGGAAAAGAUCUGCAAUGGUCCGAUGCUAUGGACUUCCGAGGCAGAUGACACACUGUUGUAA